AUGGUGAUGGGAGGUUCAGUGAAGGGUGUGAGGAGAGUUAAAGAAGAAUCAAGACCCUGCUUCUCCCUCCUCCACGACCCUGAUAUCUCCUCUCAAGUCUCAUCCCUCCUCCGUCUCCCCGACUCCGGUGCAGGUGACAACAGUCUCUGCCGUUGGUUCUAUGACACCUUCCAAUCCUCAGAGCCCCAACUCCAGCUUGUCGUCUUACGUUUCCUUCCUAUCAUUGCUGGCCUUUAUCUAUCCCGCGUUGCCCUAAAAAAAACAUUGGCUGGUUUUGAGGCAGUUUUGUUAGCCCUUCAUGCGCAUGAAACCACCUCACGCGCAGGCCAUGCUAUGAAUGUUAACGUGCCUGAUUUAUCAUAUUCAAGUAUAUAUCAUGAAACAAAAGAGCCUGCAAAGGAUAAUAAGGCUGCAGAAUUAAACCUAGCUGUGAUAUCUCCAAGUUUGGAGCCUCAUGUUACGGUGAGAUCAACAAAAAGGGCAAGAAUUGUUGGGGUUGCAUUAGAGUUAUAUUAUAGUAAGAUCUCUCUGAUGCCUGUGGGGUCUAAGAUUGAUUUUUUUUAAUUUUUAAAGAUUUGGUCUAGUCAAGAUGAUGAUACGAGUGAAGACUGUCAGACUCAGGAUGAUCAAGAAAGUGUUGGCAAAGAGAGUGAUACUAAGGAAGGGAGGAUUCCUUUGCCAUAGGAGAUCUUGCAACCUGUUUUGAGGAUAUUAGGACAUUGCCUCUUGGGCCUGAAAAAGACAGAAUUGAAGGGGGAAGCUUGUGCAGCAUGUAGAAGUUUGUAUUCAAGGUCUUUGCAUGAUAUCAAUCCUCAGGCAAUUUUAGCUACUAGGGGCCUUCUUAGGCUUAGUGAGAAGACCUUGGAUCCAAAGAAUAGUGUUGAUCAUACUGAGAUACCAAUGAAUAAUGUUAUCGCGCUCUAA
Molecule: messenger RNA, 924 nt
Organism: Populus euphratica (Euphrates poplar)
Lineage: Eukaryota; Viridiplantae; Streptophyta; Magnoliopsida; Malpighiales; Salicaceae
Product: hyccin
Biological process (GO): phosphatidylinositol phosphate biosynthetic process; protein localization to plasma membrane
Cellular component (GO): plasma membrane
Source: RefSeq, a predicted model, not a curated record